Cucurbita maxima (winter squash) is the source of this 2030-nucleotide messenger RNA. Its product is annotated as plastidic ATP/ADP-transporter-like. Gene Ontology annotation, molecular function: ATP:ADP antiporter activity. Gene Ontology annotation, biological process: nucleotide transport. Gene Ontology annotation, cellular component: membrane. The record is from RefSeq and is a predicted model, not a curated record. The transcript is spliced from 5 exons. The coding region runs from base 1 to 1881 and encodes 626 amino acids. NCBI's taxonomy places the organism in Eukaryota, Viridiplantae, Streptophyta, Magnoliopsida, Cucurbitales, Cucurbitaceae.
AUGGAAGCUGUUUUGCAGGGCAAAGGGCUUCUUUCUUUUCCCCCAAAUCCCAAAACCCGCAGUCUAUUGCCUUCUCAUGGUCUUAAACAAAGGAUUUUAUCCACAAAUUCUCGAAAUCUUUCUGGGUUUUCUCUUUCCUCAAAUGGGUUUCAAAGAUUUCAGGGAUUUGAAUCGAAAACCCCUUCGUUUUCUCUCAAACAACGAGUUUCUCUAAUCUGCAGGGCUGAAGCCGCGGCGGCGGCGGCGGAUUCCGAUGGUUUGUCUACGUUUGGUGAAACUGAGAACCCCAAAUUUUUGGGGAUGGAAGUUGAAACCCUCAAAAAGAUUAUCCCUCUUGGGCUUAUGUUCUUUUGCAUCCUUUUUAAUUACACAAUUCUUAGGGAUACGAAGGAUGUUUUGGUUGUGACUGCUAAAGGUAGCAGUGCUGAGAUUAUUCCAUUCUUGAAGACUUGGGUUAAUUUGCCUAUGGCUGUUGGGUUCAUGUUGUUGUACACUAAGUUAGCCAAUGCGUUGCCUAGACAGGCUCUGUUCUACACUGUCAUCGUUCCAUUCAUUGCCUUUUUUGGGGCUUUUGGGUUUCUUUUGUAUCCUCUUAGCAAUUAUAUUCACCCUCAAGCUUUUGCUGAUAAGCUUCUCAACGCGCUUGGCCCGAGGUUCCUUGGCCCUCUUGCUAUUAUGAGGAUUUGGAGCUUUUGUUUGUUUUAUGUGAUGGCUGAGUUGUGGGGAAGUGUGGUGGUUUCUGUUUUGUUCUGGGGAUUUGCCAAUCAGAUUACCACUGUCGACGAAGCGAAAAAGUUCUAUCCCCUAUUCGGACUUGGUGCGAAUGUUGCCCUUAUUUUCUCGGGCAGAACCGUGAAGUAUUUCUCGAAUAUGAGGAAACACUUGGGUCCUGGAGUUGAUGGAUGGGCGAUAUCUCUGAAAGCAAUGAUGAGUAUCGUGGUCGGUAUGGGGCUUGCCAUUUGUUUCCUCUAUUGGUGGGUGAAUAAAUUCGCUUCUCUUCCGACUCGCAGCAAGAAGAAGAAGGAGAAGGUUAACAUGGGGACAAUGGAGAGCUUGAAAUUCUUGGCAUCUUCGAGAUACAUCCGGGAUCUUGCCACUCUGGUGGUUGCGUAUGGAAUCAGUAUCAACCUCGUCGAGGUUACAUGGAAAUCGAAGCUCAAAGCACAGUUUCCGAGCCCGAAUGAAUACUCUUCUUUCAUGGGUGAUUUCUCUACCGCUACGGGAAUAGUAACGUUCGUAAUGAUGUUGCUAAGUCAAUAUAUAUUCAACAAAUACGGAUGGGGAGUUGCAGCCAACAUUACACCCACAGUGCUUCUCAUUACUGGAGUUGCUUUCUUUUCGUUGAUUUUGUUCGGAGGUCCGAUCGCACCUAUGCUUACCCAGUUUGGAUUAACUCCGCUUCUUGCUGCUGUUUAUGUGGGUGCUAUGCAAAACAUCUUCAGCAAGAGUGCUAAAUACAGUUUGUUUGAUCCUUGCAAAGAAAUGGCUUACAUUCCUUUGGAUGAGGAUACCAAGGUUAAAGGGAAGGCCGCUAUCGACGUCGUCUGCAACCCAUUGGGGAAGUCUGGAGGCGCACUUAUUCAACAGUUCAUGAUCUUGACAUUCGGAUCUCUUGCAAACUCAACUCCAUACCUUGGAGGCAUCCUGUUGGUUAUCGUCCUGGCAUGGUUAGGAGCAGCUAGAUCGUUAGACAGCCAAUUCUCAGCACUGCGUCAGGAAGAAGAGCUUGAGAAGGAGUUGGAAAGAUCAGCCGUGAAGAUCCCGGUUGUGUCGCAGAACGACGGUGACAAUGGCUCCCUCUCAGGUCGCUCGCCUUUGAACCCCACAACAGGUGAUUCUGCAAGCAGUUCAUCUGAAACCUCAGCACCCACCAACGCUUAGAUUUGUUAUUUCAUUGCUAAUUCAAACAAACAGGGAGAAGUUGGUUUGUUUGGGUCAGAAUUUUGUGUUAGUUUCGUAGAAAUAAGUAAGCAAAGACAGUAUGAUCCAACUUUUUUUUUUCCAGAAUAUAUUUUUCUUUCUCAAUCUAA